GGACACAUAAGUUUUGGAAAAUGUUAUCUCAAUUUUUUCAGAUUGUUAUGACUGAUCUAUUUUUAGGAGAAAGAAUUACAGAAGACCUCGCCCCUGAGAAGUCACAGCCGUGUUUUGAGAGAGAGAAAAGGAUGGGUUUGCUGGUGAGGAGAAGAGCCUGAGGAAGACAGAACUGUCCAAGUACUGAAGGAAUGAUUUGGAAAGACUAGAGGACUGACCAAAUCAGUCAAGGAGAGAGAGGGAGAGACUUGCUGCUGUGAGGAAUCUGCUGUCCACAGUUUGGGGAGGAUCCCUGGGAAAUGGCCUGAUCUGGGAGCCCAGCAGAGGGAAGUUCCCCAAAAGGUAGGAAAAGGUUUUCUAGGAGCAACAGAUUAUGACAAUACUUCUGCAGGAAAAAAAAAAAAAAAAAAAAAAAAAAAAAAAAAAAAAAAAAAGAACAAAAAUGAAAAAGAUAAUUGAAGCAUUUGGAAAAGUUCCCGGACAGAAAUUUCUGGCCCAACAUGACAACUCCAAAGUCUCUGUGGUGUGUCAAGAAACUGAGGAAUGAACCUGCAAGGCUUGGAUACACUACAUUUGUGUCUAUACCCCAAAGCACAGUCAGGUCCCCAACAAGACUUCGAGGACAAACCUUCUCCCUUCACCUCUCCACACCAGCUCUAGGCAGUCUCUGUCCACUGCAAGAUCUCCUUUGUCAGUCUGCAUUGACAAGGGUUGGCUGCAGGAGGCAUUUGCACUGGAACUCCCACCAGAUGCGGGGGGAACAAAGCAGCAAUUCCUGAGGAAAGAAAAAGGCAACGCCACUUGGGAAGACACCAGCGCGAGUUCCCUACAGCUGUAGGCCUUGAAUCCCUUGCACAAAGUACAUCCAUCCAUGGGGCAGCCCUAUUGACAAUAGUGACAAAAUUGCUGCCCCUUCCUGCUGCUGUUGCUGACACCAAAUCAUGAGGAAUGUGCCAACCCUGCUAAAGACAGGCAGAGAUGGUGAGAAAAAACCAGCUAGUCCGCUGAGAAGGAGGCCAAAAGAAUGCUUUCUAAUCUCCCCUUUCCAUCCUUUCCCCAGCCACGACAGAGGAAUGUCCUUUUCCUCUGUCACCCACAGUGACCCAGGCCCAGGCUGCAGCGUGGGGGCAGAGUCCGCCACAGCUCGCAGAGCCCGCCCUCCCCAGGGGCUUCCCUUGCCGUGCCGUGCGGGGCCAGCCCCGGGAGCCCCCGGCCCCGCACGGAGCCCGCAGCCCCGGCUCCGCGGCGCUCGUCCCCGCCGGGUCCGGCCCGCGCCGGGGCCGCGCUGGGCGCGCGCGGGGCCGAGCGCAGCGCCCCCCGCAGGCCGCGCGCCGCCGGCGCAGCCGCGGCCGUUGCGCCCCGGGCGUUGCGGCGACAGUCGGCGAUGGAAGCCACGGCGGAGCUGCCGCUGCCCGCCGGGCUCCGCGCCCGCACCUUCCCCGCCAAGCUGUGGCGCCUGCUGAACAGCCCCCGCGUCCGCUCCCUGCGCUGGGACAGCCGCGCCCGGGGGCUGCUCGUAGACCGCUGCCUCUUCGAGCGGGAGCUGCUCAGCCCGGGCGGCGCCCAGGGGCCGGCCCCGGGCACCUUCAGGGCCACGCAGUUCCGCAGCUUCGUGCGCCAGCUCUACCGCUACGGCUUCCACAAGGUGCCGGGCCGAACUGGCGUGGCUGCGGCGGGCGAUGCCGGGGACUGGCUGCACUACAGCAACCCCUGGUUUCGCCGCGACCGCCCCGACCUCCUGCUCCGCAUCAGGCGCCGGACCGCGGCCAACAGGCAGCGGCGGGCGGCGGGGCGGGAGGGGCGCUGCCCCCGGCCCUGCGGCUCCCGGCAGCUCCCCAGGGCGCGGCCGCUGCUGCCGGGCGGGCGGGACGGGCACAGUCGCUUCACGGCGCUGCCCGGGGAGCGGCCGCCGCUGCCGCCCGGGCGCCCGCCCAGCGCCUUCCUCCCACUGCACAGGGAGCGGGGCCCGGACGGGCGGGAGCUGCGCUGCCCCCGGCCCGGCCGCUUCCAGCAGCUGCCCCGGGAGCGGCCGCCGCUCGCCCGGCGCCCGCCCUGCGGCUUCCACCUGCUGCACAGGGCCCGGCCGGGGCCGGCCCGGCGGGAGGGGCCGAGCCGCUUCCAGGAGCUCUACGGGGAGCGGCCGCUGCCCGCCCAGCGGGAGGUGCUCCGGAUCCCACCCUGCCACUUCCUCGGGCUCCACGGGGAGCGGCUGUGGCCGCUCGGGCGGGAGGGGCCCCCCGAUCGCUUCCAGGAGCUCUACGGGGAGCAGCCGCCUCCGCUGGACCGGGAGGUGCUCAGGAUCCAGCCCUGCAGCUUCCCGCAGCUCCACGGGGAGCAGCAGCCCCCAGCCUGCAGGCCAGCAGCUGCUCCGGGCACUUCAGCCCCCAGUGCUCCAGCUGGCAGUGCUGGCUGUGCAGCAUCACCGGCCUCCAGCUCAGAGCAGAGUGCACCUGUGAAAGAGGAGUCACCACCACUGGAUCUGGGCCUUGAAUUGGAGAAAAUGAUCAGGGAGAUCAGGAGAUCCCUGUCUGAAAGGUCUCCAGAAUCAUUGGCCUCCAGCUCAGCGCAGAGUGCACCUGCAGCAGAGGAGUCACCACCACUGGAUCUGGGCCUUCAGGUGGAGAAGAUGAUCCGGGAGAUCAGGAGCUCCCUGCCUGAGAGGUCUCCCUCUGCUCAGGGGAAUAUUAAUGUUGCCCCUGAGCCUUCAGGAGAGGACACUUUGAACAGGGCUGCAGCAGAGGAAGCUCCAUCUGGCACCGAGAGCUGCAGGAACAGUUCCCCAGAGCCAGAGGAGCCUGAUCCCGUGUGAUCGACCUCUCCUGGAGGGGUGCCCUGCAUGGCAGGAAGAGACAGAGGGAGAGCCUGUGACUACCAGGCAGCUGGGGCCGGGCCGGGCGGAGCAGCAGUUCCAGCCCCGGGUGUCCCUGGAGCGGUGGGAGCUGCCGGUGGCCCCAGGCAGGGUCCCCUGAGGAGCUGCUGAAGGACGCUGCCCUGCAGAGCCUGAGGACAGGCGGAGACUGGCAGGAGGCAGCAGGGAGAAGCUGCAGGCCGGCAGCAGGAGCAGGGAGCAGGGAGCUGCUGCUGCCAGCCGAGAGGCCGGGAGAGCUGCUCUGCACGGGAGGAAGCAAGGACGGAGGGAAAGGCUUUGAAGAUGGGGCACUGGAAUCCCUCUGCUUCGAGUUCUGUUUAAAGAUCUUUGGACUUGAACAUAGAGAGGGAUAUUUAUAUGGAUAUUUAUAUAUGUGGGUUUUAAUUUGUAUAGUAAUAUUUCUACAUGUUUAUUGUUAUAUUUAUCACUGUAUGCUAUGCAUAUAUGUGUGUAUAUAUGCAUACAUGUUUGUAAUUACAUGUAUUUUUAUAUAUGUGUCUAGGUAUUCGUAUAUAUAAGUAUGAUAUUCUGUGUUUAGUUCUAUUUCCUUUCUAUACAGUUAUGUAGUUAUUUCUAUUGAUGUCGUAGUUAUAUAGCUCUUUCAAUAGCUGUAUUGGUAUUUGUAUAAGUAAAUAUCUAUUGUUAUAUUUAUAUAUAUGUAUUGAUCUAUUUGUGGAUAUAAUUCUAUUUACAUCUAUGGAGAGAUUUGUAUUGAUUGAGUUCUUGGUAGAGGGUUUUUUGAUAGAGAUACUGAUAUUUUUGUAUUCCUAG
Molecule: messenger RNA, 3640 nt
Organism: Prinia subflava (tawny-flanked prinia)
Lineage: Eukaryota; Metazoa; Chordata; Aves; Passeriformes; Cisticolidae
Exons: 7
Coding region: 1385-2809 (474 amino acids)
Biological process (GO): regulation of DNA-templated transcription
Molecular function (GO): sequence-specific DNA binding; DNA-binding transcription factor activity
Source: RefSeq, a predicted model, not a curated record